ACCCAGCGUUGCCCUUCUAGCCCCUGUCCUUCACUGUUCUAGAGAAAUUUUUUAGAUUGCGCAGUAACUGCUAGAAUCGAUCAAUCCAGGAGAGGGAAAAAUGCCGCAAGCACGCGUCAACACUAGCUUCGAUGGACCCAAUGUGGAUGUUUUGAUCGACAUGGGGCAUCCUCUUCUCAACCGGAUUGUGGAUGGAUUCAUCAAAGUCGGAGGGACCGGCGCCCUCCAUGCGGCAGCCCAAGAGUCCAUGCGCUACGUCUCUCAAGAGAGUGCUAACAAGAGGUCUCUCGAGAAAUCGGUGAAUCAAAUGGGGAAGGAGUGCUUGCAGUGGGGAAUGGUGGCUGGGAUUUACUCCGGGAUGACCUACACGAUGCAGGAAGCUCGCGGAGUCCAUGACUGGAAGAACGCAUUGCUGGGUGGAGCAUUGACGGGAGCGGCACUGUCGCUGACCGAUUCAAACGUGACCCACGAGCGCGUCAUUUCGAGCGCGAUUACUGGCGGAGCGAUUGCGACCGCGGCCGAGUUCCUCCGAAAUCUCACUUGAAAAUCACACAUUACUCUGUUCAAGCUUUGUUUCAUGGUGGUACUAAUAUAUAUAUACCUUGUGAGAUUGCAAGCUUAUUCUA
Selaginella moellendorffii is the source of this 626-nucleotide messenger RNA. RefSeq names its product outer envelope pore protein 16, chloroplastic. NCBI's taxonomy places the organism in Eukaryota, Viridiplantae, Streptophyta, Lycopodiopsida, Selaginellales, Selaginellaceae. The transcript has 6 exons. Gene Ontology annotation, cellular component: chloroplast outer membrane. Bases 101 to 544 code for a protein of 147 amino acids. The record is from RefSeq and is a predicted model, not a curated record. Gene Ontology annotation, molecular function: amino acid transmembrane transporter activity.